AUGACGCUUUUCCCGGCAUCCGGCUUGGGUUUUCCAUUUCUUCUAGAUCCCCAAAAAUCUUCUUCCAUCUUUCAUGGACUUCUAUGCAUCAUACUUAGUGAUGACGAAUUUAUGAUAUUCUAGCAGAUGUUUUCCGCAUAAAAUUUGACAUGGGAUUGUUCAAUCUCUUUCGGCCUCGGCCGUAUCGCUUUCGUGCUGCCAAUCGCUCGUUAAUGUCAACGGCGCAUACUCGAAAGUCUUCCAUACAGCAAACUCUCCACGAGGAGCUCACUUCACGCCAGCCCAACAUCAUAUAUGAUUACUUAUCGCCAACCCCUUCUCAUCUUUUGAAUAUAUCUCUUGCAGAUUUCCUUCCACCUUCAUGCUACCCUGCCAAUUUCAAAUUCCCAGAUCUUACCCUUCCAUACUCUUCUACACUCGGACGACAUGAGUGUAGCGAUACAGCACUUCUCCCCCAGUCGCACCAUCUAGUCUAUUUCUCUCCGCAAAUUCCAAGCAAUGCGCUACUUGACGAUGGCACAGAUCCUUUGCAGUCCCCAGGGCCGCCAUUUGUGCGCCGCAUGUGGGCUGGUGGGUCUAUUGCUUUCAAUGCUAAAAGUGCAGAGCAGCUUCGUCUUGACAACGUGCGAGCCGCUUGUAUAGAACGGAUAGUGGACGUUUUGGUCAAAGGGAAUGACGGUGAUGAGAAAGUCUUCGUAAACAUUGAGAGACGAGUUGGCGUCGCUGAAGCUGAAGACGGCCCGCAGACGAACCCGAACGGAGGGAGCUUCGCAAUUGCUUCUAGGAAGUCUCCUAUGGUUGAUCAACAAUUAUUAAAACGCUACCAUGUCGGGAACCACGAUGACAUUGGACGAGCAUCCUUGGUGGAGACGCGAAAUAUCGUCUUCAUGCGAGAGAAAAAUAUAGCUACCGCCAAAGAGGAUUGCGCCAGACCUCCAAAGAUAUUGAGGCGUAUGCCAUCUUCACACUAUUGUUCAAUGAUUUCUCUUUCCACUAACCAACCAUAUUUAUAGCAACGGGCGAACCAGAUUUCGAUGUGCGAAUAACACCUACACAAUCGCUGUUAUUUAGAUUUUCGGCCCUCACAUUUAACGCCCACGCGAUUCACCUGGAUCCUCUAUACUGCCGGGAGGUUGAGGGACAUAGAAAUUUACUCCUUCAUGGGCCGCUUUCAUUGGUCCUCAUGUUAUCCGUCUUACGAUCACAACUUCAACCUGGAGAAAUGAUAAAAAGAUUCGAUUAUAGGAAUUUGGCUCCACUUUACGCAAAUGAGGAAUUAAGAGUUUGUGUGGGGAAGAGUACCAACAAAAAUAACAAAUACGAAGUGUGGAUUGAAGGGAAAGAAGGCGGAUAUGCCGUCAAGGGCUCUGCGGUUAUUGGACCCCUUGACGAUGAAUAAUUGGGUAAUGGACCAACAAGGCUGAACAAUGAACGCAUCCUGGAAAGUUUUAAUCUCUCUGGAAUAUUCUCCGGUGUUUGAGGAAGGAGGUAAAACAAGCCACUUUCGGAGUGUCAUGCAGAUCUGAAGAGAUUUGACGAUGGAAAUAUAAUUUGGUAGAUGUUUUGGAAAGAUGGGACGAAAUCAAGAUCAUCGCUUUCGUCCCUGACACUAAGUAAGGUACCGAAAACAGCUGUAGGUACAGCACUAGCUGCGUACAACACGAUCAAUUAGAUGACGCUGCAGGAAUCCCAAGUAUUAAGAUCCUCAGACACUAUUCACAAAAUCACGAGCAACCGCAGCAUCAAUGCUAAUGGAUGAACGUAAAGUAGGAUGUGAUGCAUGAGUAACAGAGUUUGGCUCGUAUCUCGGGAACGCCUUGAUACUAGUUCGUAGGAGAAAAGGGAAUAAAUCAUAAAUAAUGGCACAACAAAACAUACAUACUCCUCUAAAUUCUGAGUAUCUAAGCGAGAGAAGUUACUUAUUAGUUGAUUGCAAACCACGAACUGGGAACUGGGUGGGAUAUUGAAGAAAGUUAUGAGAUCUCUUGGGUAAGACUUUGGUGUGCGAUAAUUCAUUCAUCCACCGAGUAACUGACUUAGUUAAUAGUUGAAAGUCAUACAAAAGUACAGAAGGUAAGUAAAACGUAUGACCCAGUUUAUGUUGACGCCUCUUUACAUGGUUAUUUAUGAAAGCAUUGCUCUCAUCACCAAGCAAAUCUCAUUAGGGGGCAUUUUCGCCCAUGGAUUUGAACUUUGCAAUAGGUUGGACGUCUUCGGAUGUUUUGAAUUGAAUUCGCUCUGAUGCUCGCAGACAAAUAGAUUACAAUGGAUGGAUGCAUAUAUUGUAUGGGAUCACAGAAUCCAGAAUCCAGAAUCCAGAAUCCAGAAUCAGAAUGCGGAAUCCAGAAUUGAAAUAGAUACUACUGGGCAGGUA
Sclerotinia trifoliorum is the source of this 2374-nucleotide messenger RNA. Lineage: Eukaryota; Fungi; Ascomycota; Leotiomycetes; Helotiales; Sclerotiniaceae. The record is from the annotation of a GenBank genome assembly.